Chara braunii is the source of this 6211-nucleotide messenger RNA. NCBI's taxonomy places the organism in Eukaryota, Viridiplantae, Streptophyta, Charophyceae, Charales, Characeae. The record is from the annotation of a GenBank genome assembly.
AGAUGAUGAGUGGCAGGUCUAAUUUCCUCUUAUAUGGACGGGGAUAUAUAUGAUAAGUGGGGAGAGCAUAUCGACCCCAGGACCCCGGGAGAAAUCAGUCAAGAAGCUCUUAGGCGAGCGGCGGCAGGGCCAUCGGCAACCCCGGCCAUGUUCAGGAUGUGGCAGGAGAAAGGAGAGUUGGCCAUAAAAGUUGAGGAGAUUGUGGGAGAUAGCGAGGAGGUCACUCAGCGACUAAAGGCGGGGACUAUAAGAGAGGAGCCAAUAGUCAUCGAGUCGGACGAGGAGGGGCAGGAAGGCGAGGGAGAGUCGGCCAUACUCCUCCUGGGAAGGAUGGAAGAUCUGCUCGAAAAGGUGGGGAGAUACCAGCGGAAGCUGCAAGCCCUGUGUGAAGAAGCCCGAGAGUGGGAGGCCAACCUGCUUGAGGUCUUCCUUUAUGACUCCGGACAAGAGCCUUCGUCAGGACAACAAGGGUGCCCAAGAGUGGCGACUGUAGGGACGGGCCCUAGGUCAAGUAUGACCUAUAGACCCCCCACGUCGCAUGGAAGGGUGCCGCAGGCGGCUCGGACCAGGAGCCAAAAUAAGGCUGGGCCUAGUCAACAGCCCAGUCAGGCGCCCAGUCAGGCACCCCCCCGAAAGGAGCCGGAGCCUGGACGUAGGAAGGAGGUGGUGGAGGUUCCGGAGGAAGAGGAAGAGGAUGACGAUGAAGAGGAUGAGAGGCUCCGACAAGAGGAGGAUCAGCGGGCGGAGCUGAGGGCCAAAAAGAGGGGGGCCCAGGAGGAGGCCGAGCCAAGCCUGCCCAACAGUGUGCCUAAGAGGAAGAAGUACGCGGUCCGGAUGGAGGAAGGCUUUGAUGUGGAGCGGAUGGUGGACAAACUCCUGGAAGACCAUAAUAACUUGAUGAACCUAAAGGACAUCCUGGCAACGGCGCCAAGGCUUCGUGGUGAGUUGAAGGGACGACUGUCGCGAAGGCUGGUGCCAAAUGUCCAUCUGAGUACGGUACUGCCUAGAGAGGUGGAGUGGACUGAGGCAGGGACAAGGAUGGAUUGGAAAUGCGUGGCGUGCGAGCAGGUGGAUUUGGUGAUAAGGAACCAGAAGUGUACUGGGAUGGUGGACACGGGCGCAGAGAUGAACAUCAUCAGGGAAAAGGAGGCGGUGAUGAUAGGCAUGGAGAUCGACCGCUCGGACCAUGGCAUGCUGCACGGCGCUAACUGCAAGGCCGCUUUUUGCGGCACAGCGUCAAAUGACGACGGAACGAUGAUCCUGCUCCUGUGCGACCCGGCGUGUGGGAAUUAUGAAGUUAUCACCUAUCGGAACACGGGGCCGGGGAGCGGGAGGAAUAGGCCCAAUCUAGGCUCGUUCACCUUUGAGGAAUCAGAGAACGAGUGGAGACGGCUUUGGGAAGUGCUCGAGGAGGAAGAUAGGGCUGAGGUGUUGACAUUGAGCCUCACGGAUGUGAAUAAGGCCAUGGAGGUGGUAUCGACUCACGACAUGGCGGAUCCGGAGGCCAUUAAGGCAUUGAGGGAACAGGUUUUGGAGAACCCUCAGCGGGAGCGAGGGUUGAUACGGCGUAUGCGGGAGCACGCGUUGGCCGGGCCGUGUCGUAUCAACGACGAAAAUGAGGGGAAGCUGAUAAUUGGGGAGCCCGAUUUUCUGUCGCCCCAGGAGAGAGCGUUGAUGGUAGGGCUGAUGAAGAAAAGGCACCGCGCGUAUGCAUUCAACGACGACGAGCGUGGGAGGCUGGAUGUGGACAAGAUCCCGAUAAUCAGGAUCCACACGGUCCCACAUGAGCCAUGGAAUCUAAAGGGCGCGCGGUACCCCAAUCCGGACGAGGAAAAGAUGGCGGUGGACUACCUGGACGGCAAGAUGCGGACGCACGUGGCCGAUUAUUCCAGUGGGCCGUACGCGUCGCUUUGGUUUUAUUUUAUUAAUCCAAAUGUGACGCUAAGGUGGGUGCAGGACUUGCAACGGCUAAAUGAGGUGACAGUGCGGGACGCGGGAGGAUUGCCGAACGCGAACGCAUUGUCAGAAUCGUGCGCAGGGAUGCCUAUAAUCUCGCUUAUAGACCUCUAUUCGGGGUAUGACCAAUUCCCCGUAUACCCGCCAGACAGGCCCAUAACGGCAAUGCACACUCCCAGAGGGCUGAUUCAUAUGAACGUGGCGCCCCAAGGUUGGACGAAUGCAGUGGCGAUGGUGCAAAGGCAUAUGAUCAGAGUCAUGCAGACGGUCAGCCCACAUAUCACUCAGCCGUAUAUUGAUGAUCUGGCGGUCAAAGGUCCGAAGGAGAAGGAGGAAAACGAAGUGAUGCCCGGUGUGCGGCGCUUUGUCUGGAAGCAUGUCCAAGACAUCGAUCAGGUUCUGGGGUUUUUGGAGGAACAUAACCUGACAGCGAGCGGCCCCAAGUCGAAACAUUGUAUGAGGGGGGCCACGAUUCUAGGCUUUGUCUGUAAUGAGAGUGGGCGAAGGCCUGAUGUAAAGAAGACAGACAAGAUUCUUGAGUGGCCGGUGCCCUUCCGCUCGAUAACAGAUGUGAGGAGCUUCCUUGGGACGUGCGGAUUUCGGAGGAGCUUCGUGAAGGACUUUGCCACGAAGACGGAGCAUUUAAGGAAGUUGGUACGCCAGGAUCAAGAAUGGGUUUGGGGCGAAGACCGGGAAGAGGCGGUCGGUAGGAUGAAGGGAGAGUUUAAGGAAGGAGGCUUGGUAUUGGGAGCGCCAAACUAUGAGGCCACGGAGGAAAGACCAUUCGUCAUUGAGACGGAUGCUGGGCCAACUGCCUUGGGAGGAAUCCUGAUUCAGGCAGAUAAUGAGGAGAAGGAGAGGCCGCUAAGAUUCGAGAGUCGUACCCUCAAUACAACUGAGAGGAACUACUCUCAGUUCAAGAAGGAGACACUGGCGGUACUUCAUUGCCUAAGGACCUUUCGGAACUAUGUUUUUGGCAGGAGGCUCAUCUUGAGGGUGGACCCUACUGCACUGGCAUGUUCCCUGAAGAAUUAUACUCCAUCUGACCCAACCGUCGCAAGAUGGUUGACCUACAUUUGGAUGUUUUAUUUCGAGCUGGAAAGGAUCCCAGGGAACAAGAACAAGGCAGAUGGGUUAAGCCGCAUCUACUGGGACGGAUCGGACAAGGAAUCGAUAGAAGACACGCCGCCAGUUGAUGGGUUUUUGGAUCAAGAGAAGGACGUCCGCCUGCACAUAAACGAGUGGUCCCUGCGAGUGCCCAGUUGCGUCAGUCACCCCAUAUGGCUGGCACCAAAGGGGUACGAGCAGAAGGAAGAGUUAGUCCUCAAGCCCUUUCAGGAGGAGGAUCCGUGGGGAAGUAAGGAUGUUGGUUGGAUGAUGAAGUUGGCGUUGGCAGGUACGCACAGUCUGGUGGAGGAAGUGAGGACAAUAGAGGAAGGCCCCACUCAGGUAGAGGAGCAUGAGCAGCUAAUGGGAGGGAUGUACCUGCUCACCAAUACGCUCCUGCAGGGAGACUUCGACCGGAAGGGCUCGUUUUGUCACGAGGAGAAUGAGAUUCUGGUUCCUGAAAGCCGAGACGACGAAUUCGAGGAAGGAGAAAUCAAGGAGGCGUUUCGGGCGGAGGAGUACGAUGGGAUCUACCGGGAAUUGGGGUUGCUCCUAUCAUGUGAGAUGAGGGAUAGAGAUGCAAGUGCCAAGGCACAGAAGAUGAGGCACCUCUAUGUGAUGUUGAGGGCUUCGCCAAUGGGACCGGAUGGAUUGCCUAUUCGAUUGGAGGAAGGCAAUGCGGAGGAGUUCAUCCUGGCCUAUGAGCAGUAUAUGCGCGACCAGGGGACUGGGCAGGAGGAGUGGAUGCAGAUGCUGCCCCUCUGGACGUGGAGGGCGGAGAGGUCAUUGGCGAGGCAGAUCCGGGACAGGGCACGCGACUGGGAGGACUGCCAGACCCAGUUGAGACAGGCAUUUCGACGAUUGGAGCCCGAGAGACCAGAGCCCAGGGUGGAGAGACAACAGAGGAAGGCCGCCCAGGCGAUGGAGCCAGUUCAGGCCGCGGGGCCAGCUCGGGCGGUGGAGCUACCCCCUACUUAUGGACUCGAGCAGGUGGAGUUUCGCCGAAUCACGGGCAGUGAUCUACGGGGCCCGUCGCCGACGAUACCAGAGGGGGGAGAGGCGGUGUCAUUGAGGACGCCGCUCGACAGGUUGGAGGCUCAUCUCGAUGCGUCCCAGUGGGGGGCGUCACAGCUGGGAGCGGACCACAGCGGACCGGCACGGUAUGAGCUAAUAGAGGAUGAGCCAGAGGAGGAGCCACCUGAGCCGGGGCCUAAGGCGAGGUCUCGCGAACCCGAGGAGCUGCAGACUGAGGGGGUUAUCACUGUUGGGGAUGAUACCCCUCCUCCUACCCCGAUUCCAGAACAGGCGCGACAGUAUUGGCUUGAAGGAAUUCUUGAGCCGGACAGCGAGGAGAUGUUGGGACCCCCACCGGAAGCUACUACGCCACCCCCGACACAGGUGGAGCCAGAGGGGGGCGAGAGGGCGAGGACACCUACUACUGUGGCACCGCAACUAACUGAGUCUACAGGUGCACGCAUGGAUGUGGAGGUGCCGGCAUCCGAGGAGCCUCCGUCAGGGCCGCCACCCGCAGAGGAGGGGACAAGUGAGAGAGAUCCACUGCGAGAGGGUCACGAGGCGAGGACAGGGAAGCCACCGGGGGAGACGAAAGAAGAGAAGUGCGCGAGGGUGCAGGUACACCUCGAAGAGCUAUACCAGGAAAAGCUUAGGAUGGAGGCCGCAGGAGAAGCGCCAAAGCCGCCAAUUGACCCUCCGACGAGCGAGCAGAGGAUUAGUGAGGCUUGGGCUAGCUAUGAGAGCGAGAGGGAUGCGGCUCGCCUGAGGUCGCGAGAGGUAGGACAGGGGAGUGCAAGAUUGGACGAGGCACGAGAGACAGAGGACUUGGGAUUUUCAGCCGCCAGGAUGGAGAUUGAGCGUGCAGAUAGGAGGAUAGGUGAGGUGGCGGUCUCGUCCUUCCAACGGUACUCCAUGCUCAGCGAUGAGUUGGCGGCCUCGAGGUUAGAGGUGGGACAGUUGUCCACCCAAUUGGCAGAAGAGAUGGCAGAGAAUCAAGCAUGGAGGUCCCGUAUAGAAGUUAAGGAAGCGGAAUGGGAGAAGAGGCUCCAGGACAUGGCGGCGAUGGUGGAGAGGCUCUCGGCCACUAAGGUGGUCGACUGGACGGAGCAAAGCCGGUAUAGUAUCCAGGGGGAGGAGGUACAGGGGCUCUUUGGCCAGGAAGGGACGACAGAGCCACCUCAGCAAGGAGGGAUGGGGAAGGUAUUUCUGGACCCAAUAGAGGCGGCAGCACGGCGGGAGGCCGAGGAGGGGAGGUUCAGCUUCAGGACGCCCACGGAGUUGGCCUCGCAACAGGCCACCCCUAUGAUGAUUGAGAUCCCUGAGGGCGAGCCGGCGCAGGGACCCCAACCUCCAAAGGGUGCCCUUACGGGAGCAGCAGCAUCCACUGAGCCGGAGGCAAUGGGGGGAGAGGCGUCUCGACUGGAUGAGUUAGUGGCAGUUAUGGAGUUGGACAUGCCGUCAGGAGAGCCUCAGAGACAGAAGACAUCAGAGCGUGUGCCAGAGAUAGGGGAGCUGAGGACGCAGUUAGGCUCUUGGGCUACUGGAGCUGACUUAGGAGAGCACAUCUCAGAGCAGCAGCAGGAAGUUAUGAGCGAGUCAGUGACUGUCGUGACUCCCCAGCCUUCCGACCUGCAUAGGGACGAGGGGGCGACUGCGAGGGGAGGAGUCCGCGAGGGUAGGCCACUGAGAUUGGACACUCCGGCGUACCGACCCGAGGGAGGUGAGGCGCUAGCAGGGCCGAGUACCCAGAUGAUGGAGGUGGGGCCAGCAGAGUCAUGGAGUAUGCCGCAGAGCCAUGAGAUGAGCAAGGAAACUAGCGAGACGCCGCCGCGGCCUGGGUCCCAGAAGAAGAAGAGGAGGUGUCGAGGGAGAUCAGACGAUCAGUGCUUCUUCCGCAAGGACGGCGUACAUAGAGCACUUGAAUGCCUGAAGUUCCUUAAGGACAAGGCGGCUGGGAGAGUAACAGAGAGUGGUGGGAGAAUGUACGACAGGCAGGGGCGAGUGGUAGAGCGGGCUCCAGAUGGGGGUAGGGCACAGUUAUAUAGAUAGAACCAGAAGGCUAUGAGUGAGUAGGGACUGGUCCRUCUAUAUSACAGUAGGAUUAGAGMUCCUCUGUACKCARAGGCYGUGAUAG